Molecule: messenger RNA, 579 nt
Organism: Salvelinus namaycush (lake trout)
Lineage: Eukaryota; Metazoa; Chordata; Actinopteri; Salmoniformes; Salmonidae
Product: ras-related C3 botulinum toxin substrate 3-like
Exons: 6
Coding region: 1-579 (192 amino acids)
Biological process (GO): regulation of cell shape; establishment or maintenance of cell polarity; cortical cytoskeleton organization
Cellular component (GO): cytoplasmic vesicle; cytoskeleton; plasma membrane
Molecular function (GO): GTPase activity; protein kinase binding; GTP binding
Source: RefSeq, a predicted model, not a curated record
AUGCAAGCAAUUAAAUGUGUGGUGGUCGGGGACGGGGCUGUGGGUAAGACCUGUUUGCUGAUCAGCUACACCACCAAUGCCUUCCCCGGAGAGUACAUACCCACUGUCUUUGACAACUACUCUGCCAAUGUGAUGGUCGAUGGGAAACCAGUGAAUCUGGGUCUAUGGGAUACAGCAGGACAGGAAGACUACGACAGACUCCGACCACUGUCCUAUCCACAGACGGAUGUGUUCUUGAUAUGCUUCUCCUUGGUCAGCCCGGCCUCCUUUGAGAACGUCCGAGCUAAGUGGUACCCAGAGGUGAGACACCACUGCCCCAACACCCCCAUCAUCCUGGUGGGCACCAAGCUAGAUCUGAGAGAUGACAAGGACACUAUGGAGAGGCUGAGGGACAAGAAGCUGUCCCCCAUCACCUACCCCCAGGGCCUGGCCAUGGCACGGGAGAUAGGUGCUGUGAAGUACCUGGAGUGCUCGGCCCUGACCCAGCGAGGGUUGAAGACGGUAUUUGACGAGGCCAUCCGUGCUGUGCUGUGCCCCCCACCCGUCAAGAAGAGGGGCAAGAGGUGCACAGUGUUCUGA